Messenger RNA from Ornithodoros turicata, 3360 nucleotides. RefSeq lists its product as uncharacterized. Gene Ontology annotation, biological process: DNA integration. The transcript has a single exon. The record is from RefSeq and is a predicted model, not a curated record. NCBI's taxonomy places the organism in Eukaryota, Metazoa, Arthropoda, Arachnida, Ixodida, Argasidae. Gene Ontology annotation, molecular function: nucleic acid binding; zinc ion binding. The coding region runs from base 1 to 3360 and encodes 1119 amino acids.
AUGGAGAUAGAAAAACUCACAGUCUUGGGAAGAGAGUUCGGUCUGGAAGGAGAAGAGCUCCGGGCGUGGGUAGAUGAAGAAAGAAAGCGUGAACGGGAAGCAAGGGCUACCGAAAGAGAGCGAGCUAGGGAAGCAGCCGCCAUGGAAGUCAAGAUUUUGGAGAUGAAGCUCCGACUUCAAGAGCAAGGUCAAAAUGGGAGCGCUGUCGUAUCUGAGAGUAAUGCAACCAGUCAAAGUGGAAUAAUGUGGAACCUGAGUCCUAACAAGCUGCUUGCGCCCUUUGAUGAAAAGAAGGACGAGCUUGACGCGUACAUUCUCCGCUUUGAAAGAAUCGCAGCGGGACAAAAAUGGCCCGAGGAUCAGUGGGCCGUUGCGCUAAGCAUGUGUCUCACCGGUGAGGCACUGAGCGUAUUUAGUCGGCUAACGCCAGCAGAUUCGGUGGUGUACGAAAAGGUCAAGACGGCUUUGUUGCAGCGAUUCCGUUUUACCGCUGAUGGUUUUCGAGAUAGGCUCCGGAACAGCAAGCCGGCCGACGGAGAAACGGCAUCGCAGUAUUACUCGCGUCUUGGAAACUAUUUUGACCGAUGGAUAGAACUGGCAAGCAUUAAGAAGGAGUACGGCGACCUGCGAGACUUGAUGCUCUCCGAACAGUUUUUGAAGGACUGUAGGCAGGAUUUGGCGCUUCAUCUGAAGGAGAGAAAGUCAAAGACGACAGCUGAGAUGUUGGAGCUGGCCGACCAUUUCCAGCAAGCACAACGUCAAACGAGACUGGGGAGACAGGUAACGUCAGAUCCAAAGCGACCUGAGACCCAAGGCAGGGCCAAUGCAGAUAACCCUACGGGUAGCAAGGGGAACUCCAGACCCCCCGUAAAGUGUUUCUUAUGCAAUAAGAUUGGACAUCGUGCGGCUGACUGCCGAAGUAAUUUCUCCAGAAACCAACGGAGCACGUCCUGCUGGAAAUGCGGGAAGAAUGGACAUCGUGCUAACGACUGUUCCAACCAGCCGACCGCAAGCAGCCAGAGCUCCUGCUUCGUGACGGAAGAACAAGCGGUGCCAGGAAACGCUCCCUACGUGGAAUUAAAGGAUGGCACUCAAGUGCCGGUGGUGAACGCGUUGUCACCCAGGGCUACAAUGUUUCAGGGGAACGGACUGCCAGUUGUACCGGGAGAAGUCGAGGGCCAGCACGUAAAGGUUCUUCGGGACACGGGAAGUAAUACCGUAGUGGUUAGAAAAUCCUUGGUGCCGGAGGGUAGUUUUACAGGAAAGCGAAGCGCUGUCUACCUGGUAGACCGCACCAUCAGAUACUUGCCCGAGGCCAGGGUGACAGUAAGCACGCCAUAUUACGAGGGAGAAGUGAUGGUCAAGUGUAUGGAUGACCCCCUUUAUGAUUUGGUCCUUGGAAACAUUGCCGGGGUACGAGACGUUGCUGAUCCGAACCCGGACUGGCGAACGGAGAGCGAGAUUUCGGUGCAAACACCAGUUAGCCCCCAGGACGAAGAAAUCCAAGAGCAGCACAGCAAGCCGAGUUGCGACCCGGAUAAAAGUGCCGCUAUGCAAACGAGGGCCCAGGCAAGGAAAGAGUCCAAGCUUAAGGCUUUGAAGGUCCCCGCAUCCGUUCACAGUACCGGAACAGACCUCGCCAAGGAACAGGCAGAGGAUUCCAGUCUAAAGGCGUGUUUCAACAAACGCGGCAAGGUUAUCCAGUGCAAGCGGUCGAAAGGGAGUCAGGAGUUCUUCAUGAAAAAUGAUUUACUUUUCCGGAGAUUUACACUGCCAUCGGGGCGCUGUCUUGAGCAGCUCGUGCUGCCUACGGGGCGGAGGCAAGACGCUAUGCGCGCAGCGCAUGAUGGUAUGAUGUCAGGGCACCAAGGAAUAAAGAAAACCACUGAUCGUGUCACGCAAGAAUUUUACUGGCCGGGAAUGCAGGAGGACAUACAGCGAUAUGUGAAGUCCUGCGACGUUUGCCAGAAGACGACUCCGAAAGGAAAGGUUACGAAAGCCCCCUUGGGUCGUGUCCCAAUCAUUGACACACCAUUCCAGAGAGUCGCCGUGGAUAUCGUCGGUCCAAUCUCACCCCCUUCUGAUCGCGGGAAUCGGUAUCUGCUCACUUUGGUAGACUAUGCCACUAGAUACCCGGACGCUGUGGCAUUGCCAAGCAUAGAGUCGGAGAGGGUAGCCGAGGCCCUUGUGGAGAUGUUCUCUCGUGUUGGUGUCCCCAGGGAAGUUCUAAGCGACAGGGGAUCCAAUUUCACAUCGGAGAUGAUGCGGGAAGUCGACCGCCUAUUAUCGGUGAAACAUUUAACUACAACCCCGUACCACCCAAUCGCAAAUGGCCUCGUGGAAAAGUUCAACGGAACGUUUAAGCAGAUGCUUAGGCGCAUGUGUGCAGAAAGGCCCAAAGACUGGGAUCGCUACGUAGCAGCGUUGCUUUUUGCCUACAGGGAAGUACCUCAGACAAGCUUGGGUUUUUCACCCUUUGAGCUUUUAUACGGGAGGCACGUUCGGGGCCCCCUUUCCUUGUUGAAAGACAUUUGGACCAACGCCGAUUUGGACGCUGAGACUAAAACAACGUACGAGUAUGUGCUGGAUCUUCGGAAUCGAUUGGAAGAUUCGUGCAAGGUGGCACACGAAGCAUUGGCUCAAUCGAGAGAAAAGUACGAAAGGUACUACAACCGCAGGGCGAAAGAGCGCAAGCUGGAGGUGAAUGACAAGGUUCUUAUAUUGCUGCCCACAAGUAACAACAAGCUUGUCAUGCACUGGAAAGGCCCAUUUCCAGUCACAAGCAAAAAGAGCGACUUAGACUAUGAGGUUGAUCUAGGUUCAAAGAGGAAGAUUUUCCACAUCAACAUGCUAAAACGGUAUGAGGAACGGAAAGAGGCGGCAGAAGAAGCAUCAGCUACAUGGGUUUGUGGGAUGGCAACGUUACAAGAUCCGGGCGAUGAGACUGAUCUACUCGUGCCCAGCCUGGAAACAAAGGAAAGCUAUAAAGACGUCACGUGUUGUGGAGACUUAUCCGCGGAACAGAAAGGGCAGGCAGUUGAUAUUUUACGGGAGUUCGCAUUCUGCUUAACUGACAUUCCGGGCAAGACCUCAUUUGUAGAAUGUGAUUUGAAGACAACUACGAACCUCCCAGUGAACAUAAAGCAGUACCCGCUGCCAUUUGCAACCAGAGAGAUAGUUGACUAUGAGGUAGAUAAAAUGCUCCAGUUGGGAACCGAACCGAUCCAGUUGGGAACCGAACCGACUGUGCGUCGAUUAUCGACGCCUGAACGACGUGCUCGUGCCGGAUUCAGAACCCAUCCCGCGAGCAGAUAUCGUGUUUGCAAGGGUGGGGCAAAGACGUUAUUUUUCGAAAUUUGA